This is a messenger RNA of Clonostachys solani, 2466 nucleotides long. The record is from the annotation of a GenBank genome assembly. Lineage: Eukaryota; Fungi; Ascomycota; Sordariomycetes; Hypocreales; Bionectriaceae.
AUGCGACUUCUCCUACUCUUUCUUGCUGCGCCUGUUGCGGGCACCUUUCUGCAGUGGUCGCUCUGCGACAACAGUCGUGGCAGUGGGGCCAUCCCCUAUGGGCUGAACGCGCGGCUCGUGAGAAGCCCUGAAAAUGCGGCGACCUCACGGCUGGUAGUUAGCCUGGCCCGACACCAGAGCGGAAUCACCUGCCGCGACACACCAGGCACUGCCGCCUUCGACAAGGAUGCAUGGCCCGAGGCGAUGGUACAGCUUGACUGGAACGGACUAGGCAGACCUGAGAGCUUCUCCGGCAAGACCAAAGCGCGACUCGACUGCGAGGAUUUCAUCGGUAACAAUCGGCCUGCUUAUCUGCCCGUCAAUUCAAGCCGCGUGAGCAUGGCGCUCCUGGACGACGACAUAGGUGCGCUGCCCGCGCUAUCUACCCUCCGCUUCCAAGCCUACCUCAACUCGCCUAUCUUCGCCGAAGCACAAUGCAUCGCCUCUCUCAUGACGCCCGCUGUCCCGCUGGCGCUCUCGUCUGGCCUGCGCUAUGGGGCCCUGGCCAUCUUCCUCUUUGUCUUCCUCGUUUCUGGCCUGCGGACCAUAGCCGCGGCGUCGGGGUCGCAACAGCAAAACGAGGACGAAGACUUGGAUGGCAGCGCCCCUGCCGCGGUACCCGUCCUCCCUUGCGUCUCCGAUUGCCUUCACUUCCUCCAGUUCGUCUUCCUAACUGGCGGCCGCAGCCUCUUCUAUCCAGGCUUCUACCCUGCCGCGGUAGGCCACCUUAACUGGUUCGCUCUCUUCGCCGACUUGGCGCUCCCCAUCAAGAGUUUUGUCCCCGGACCGACAGCCGCGCUUGUGAGGAUGGCAUCCACGUACCCCGGCAUCAGCGACGGCUUGUAUGAGGUCAAUGGUACCUAUGGCGGCUACCUUGGACUUGAGGUCAUGACACAGAUGGUCGGCGCGCCUAUGACGUGCGACACGUGGUUCCUCAUGGUGCUCUUCACUGCCUGUAUAAUUGCAGCGCUGGGCUUGUUCCUCUGGCUGCUCGAGACGGUUAGGCCGCGGAACGUCUUGGGGUUGCCGUUGUUAGGUCCCGGUGCUGGAGCCGGCAGAUGGGCCCUUGUGACACGUAUCGGGAACGGGGUCCUGAGACUCGUGCUCUCGUACAUCACCCUGCCGCUCAUCGCGAUGUCGACCUAUCAGCUUAACUUUUCCGGGAGUCUUGGUGCAGGUCACAUGUCGCUUGCCAUUGUCGUCGUCCUCUUCAUCAUGCUGGCCUUUGUCUGGCUCGCGGUAUGCCUGCCUGUGGCGAGCCUCGGCGCGCUUGUCUUCGAGGCUAGUCGCUCAUACCAGCGCAUUGGAAUACUUGAAGCAGAGCGCGACGAGGACUUGGAGGAAGAGAGACAAGCCCGGCGCGACCACCAGUUCGUCAUGGCUCUAUUCAUGCUUAACAUAAUCAGGGGCCUCACAAUUGGCGGACUGCAGAAGUGGGGUGUGGUGCAGCUGGCGGUCCUGGUAGCGUGUGAGGUUACCAUGUUGCUAGCUGUCCGGACCUGCAGACCGUUUCCAUUGCUGUCAGGUGGUUUUGCGGCUAUACUGCUGAGGCUGGCCAUCCUGGCGUGCUUUGUGCCUUUUGCUUUCCCUGCGUCCAAGAUGCUCAAAUUGAAGAGCGUCUUCGCCUACGUUGCGCUGUUUUUGAACGUCGCGGGGUUGAUUGGAGUUUUCUUUGUCCCAUCAGGCAGGCAACUGUACCGCCUUGCUCUUCGGGGAUUUAGUCGAUUCCGAGGUUGUGAUGUUGGGAAGGACGUCCCCGUUGUUAGCCUUCGUCAGCUGCAGCGCCGUGAAGCACCUGGGCUUCUGCAGGUUAAUGACCCUGGGGCUAACCUCACCCGGCUAGGCGACCAUGGGUCCAUUGGCAAUGGAUGGGAUGCACCUCACACCAUCGUGCCCCACGGCUCCCUGACCCCCUUCUACCGGCUCCCGAGAUCAUCAAUUCCCGCCGCACCCGGCGAGGCGUCCCGCGUCUUCGAUAACGGCUCUAGGGGAUCGUCUCCCUCAUCUUCUCUCACACCGUCUCCUGCAGAGUGCCCCCCUCCUAUCUCGGGAGAGCCUGUGGACUUCUCACCAACCCACUCCUCAUUUAGUAUGGACAGGCAACACUUGGUAGGCUGGGCCUCAAGUGGAUCCUCGAGCUCUGUGUCUGUGGCGAGCAAGGCCGAAAUCCUAAGACCCCUUGGUCCGCGAUGGGACGACUACUCCUUCCGAGAGGCGGAUUUGUUCUACGCUCGGCCGCCACCUCCACAGGCAGAGGCUGCCAGGGAGCCACUGCCUGCUUCUGAACCGCCCCCCAGGGCGCGGCAAACAUGGCUGUCGAACUGGGGUUUACCUAGAGUGUGGAACUUGAGUGGACGGAAGCUGACGCCAUCGGAGGAGAAGGGAUUCUCGGUCGUCAGGCCGAGCCGAGUUCAGGAUGUUGCGUAG